Naegleria fowleri is the source of this 1728-nucleotide messenger RNA. RefSeq lists its product as uncharacterized. Gene Ontology annotation, molecular function: ATP binding; ATP-dependent protein folding chaperone. The record is from RefSeq and is a predicted model, not a curated record. The coding region runs from base 1 to 1728 and encodes 575 amino acids. NCBI's taxonomy places the organism in Eukaryota, Heterolobosea, Eutetramitea, Acrasida, Naegleriidae. Gene Ontology annotation, biological process: protein refolding. The transcript is spliced from 2 exons.
AUGUUCAAGCCUCUCGCUUCCAAGAGAAUUAAUCAUAGAGCCGUGAUUCAAUUGUUGUCCAAUCAGAGCAGAAAUGCCAGUAAUGCAAAGGAGAUUUACUACUCUGAUAACGGACGAAGAAAAUUGUUGGCCGGUGUUGAAAAGUUGUUCAAGGCUGUUGCUACCACAUUGGGUCCAAAGGGUAGAAAUGUCGUGUUGCAACAAUCCUAUGGUUCUCCAAAGAUUACAAAGGACGGUGUUACUGUAGCCAAACAUAUUGAAUUGGAAGAUAAUAUGGAAAAUCUCGGUGCUCAACUCAUUAAAGAUGUUGCCAGUAAGGCCAACGAUGCUGCCGGAGAUGGUACCACCACUGCAACUGUUUUAACUUAUGCCAUCUUCUCCGAAGGUUGUAAGGCUGCUGCUUCCGGAAUGAAUCCAAUGGACUUGAAGAGAGGUAUUGAUUUGGCUGUGAGACGUGUCAUUGAAAGUCUCAAACAACAAACAAAGGAAAUCACUUCAAAGGAGGAAAUUACUCAAGUUGCCACAAUUUCAGCAAACGGUGAUAGAGAUAUCGGUGAAUUGAUUGCCAAUGCUAUGGAAAAGGUCGGACAAGAAGGUGUCAUUACUGUUGAAGAUGGUCAUACUUUGGAUAACCAAUUGGAAAUUGUGGAAGGUAUGAGAUUUGAUAGGGGAUACAUUUCACCAUACUUUAUGACUGAGACCAAGACUCAAACUUGUGUUUUGGAAAAGCCAGUCAUUCUCGUCUACGAUUCCAAGAUUUCAUCCAUUGUCGAUAUCAUCAAGCCAUUGCAAUAUGCUCUCAACAACAAGAGACCAUUGUUGAUUAUUGCUGAAGAUGUUGAGGCUGAAGCUUUGAAUACAUUGAUUUUGAACAGAAUCAAGGCCGGUUCUCUCGUGUGUGCUGUCAAGGCUCCAGGUUUCGGAGAUCACAGAAAGAACAAUUUGCAAGAUAUUGCCGUCUUGACUGGUUCUGUCUUGGUCAGCAAGGAUUUGGGAAUGAAAAUUGAGAAUCCAGAAAUUGAAUGGUACGGUAGUGCCGAAAAGGUCACAGUCACAAAGGAUGAAACUGUCAUCAUGAACGGUAAUGGUAGCAAGGAGGCCAUUGCUGAAAGAUGUGACUCAAUCCGUGAACAAUUACAACGAGAAGAUGUUUCCACCUUUGAAGCUGAAAAGCUCAGAGAACGAUUGGGCAAGUUGUCAGGUGGUGUUGCCAUUUUGAAGAUUGGUGGUUCUUCCGAUGUCGAAGUUGGUGAAAAGAAGGAUCGUGUGACCGAUGCUUUGAACGCCACUAAGGCUGCUGUCGCUGAAGGUAUUGUUGCUGGAGGUGGUACUGCUUUGACUUUUGCUUCCAAGACCUUGGACUCAUUGAUUGCCGAAUUGCCAAACGAAGAUCAAAAGGUCGGCGUUAAGAUUGUUCAAAAUGCCAUCCGUAUGCCACUCAAGAUGAUUGCUCAAAACGCUGGUUUGGAGGGUGCCGUCAUUUCUGAACAUGUCAUGAAGUUCAACGACCCAGCACAAGGUUAUGAUGCUGCCACCAACAGAUAUGUUAACAUGUUUGAAGCUGGUAUUAUUGACCCAACUAAGGUUGUCAAGACUGCAUUGGUUGAUGCUGCUUCUGUUGCCUCAUUGAUGACUACUACUGAAGCCAUGGUCGUUCUUGCUCCAAAGAAGGAAACUGAAGUUCCAAUGGGUGGUAUGGGCGGAAUGGGUGGAGACUACGACUACUAA